Molecule: messenger RNA, 3923 nt
Organism: Pyrenophora tritici-repentis Pt-1C-BFP
Lineage: Eukaryota; Fungi; Ascomycota; Dothideomycetes; Pleosporales; Pleosporaceae
Source: RefSeq, a predicted model, not a curated record
AUGAAGGAGUCUUUCGCUGCCCUUCUGCGCACCGCGGCUGGCAAGCUCGCCCUCUCACUGCUGGUGGCCUCGCAAACAACUGCAUACACGUUCAAGCAGGUUCCAAGCCCUAAUCUCAACCUAGACGACCUAGGCAGGAUAGCUUUCACUGGAGACUUCGACUCAAUAUCAUUAUACCAGUAUGAAGGUCAAAGCCAACAGUACCCCGGCCGCAACGGCGCACUGCUUUCCCGCUAUCCCAAUGGCGUCUUUGCGACAAUCAACGUCACCGAUGCCGACAUCAAGGCCAUGUGUUCUCUGCAAGUCAAUGGCGCCGAACGAGUAGUGUUUGCAGGAAACUUUACUGGAGUUGGCGACAUGCCCACGCCCGGAGGUAUUGCGCUGCUUGACCCCGCCAAUGGUAAUGUCCAGGCCGUCGAAGGCCUCACUGGCUCCAUCAAUGCCCUCUACUGUGAUAGAGACGGUGGUCAGGUCUAUGUUGGAGGAAGCCUCUCGGGCGCCAAUUCGACCAACGCGCUCCUGUGGAAGGACGGCUGGAAAUCACUGUCAUUCAAUGGCUUUAAUGGUCCUGUGCACUCCAUCACCCGAGCUUCUAAUAACAACAUAAUAUUCGGUGGAGAGUUCAAUGGCUUGGGCGGAAACGCGUCGACUGCGGCUAGCGAGAACAACACCCAGACCAUUCCCAUUUCCAACGCGGAUAUCACAGCUCAGACCAGUUCCGGUCUCGAUGGCUUAUCAGAUCCCAAGAGCAUUGCCUGCAAGCCCGACUUCACAACCCAGGGCCCCGGCUCUACCUGGCUGUUGGCAGAUCGCUCACCUGGAUUUUGGAGAGCCAACUUUGGCUUCGGUUUCGAGCCAACCAGCUUGAGGAUUUUCAACACGAAUUUCCAGGGCCGUGGCAGCAAGACCUUCCGCUUCACAGCACUUCCAGACGGUGGCAUCUUGAACUUGACUUAUACCGACCCAACCAGUGGACGAAAGGCCUUUUGUGAUGCCAAAUGCCCCCUGCCAGAGGGCAACACUACCGCCCAGGACUUUACCUUUGUCAACGUCGUCGGAAUGAACGCUUUCAGGCUCGACAUCUCAGACUGGUGGGGCGCCGGUGCUGGUCUUAACGGCAUCCAGCUUUUCCAGGAUGCUAUGUACUCGUAUGCAGUUAAUGACUUCAAUGAACCUCAAAACUGCGGCCCUACGGCGUCAAGGUCGACAUCGACUACGACUGGCUCAUGGGAAGUUACACCAUCACAACAGAGCUUCUCUGAGUACCUCACGACUGUCCUGCAGGGUAGCCCUAUCGACACCACUUCGACAAGUGUAUCAUUCCUCCCUGAUGUCAGACAGUCUGGUAAUUACUCGGUCACCAUCUAUACGCCUGGAUGUCAGGGCGAUGGCACAUGUGGUACCCGCGGUCGAGUAAAUGUAACAGCAGUCAUGAACGGUGAAAGCCAGAGCCACGAGCUCUGGCAAACAAACAACUUCGACAAGUACGAUGAAGUCUACAACGGCUUCAUCGAUGCCACCAAGGCCUUCCGCCCGCAAGUCAUCCUUCAACCAUCAGCCGGACAGGGACCUGGCCCCUUGACUGUUGUCGCACAGAGGGUGCGCUUCACUCUUCUGAAAGCUACCUCUGGCAACCUGAAUGGCCUUUUCGAAUUCCAGCCCGGAAAAACAGUGGACGCAGACAACCUUUCUGAUUCAGUCAUCAACGCUGCUGGUGCCAGCCUUAGGCCUCGGGAGAAGGCUCUCGUCACUAGCAUCGCUAGUGGUGACCAAACCCUGUACGUUGGCGGAUCUUUCAACAGCACUGAUGAUCGCAACAACAUCUUCUCCAUCCGACAGGGCGCCAGGGGGCCUACUGCCCUUCCUGGCAAAGGACUGAACAACCAGGUCAUGACCCUGUUCCACAACGACAGCACGCUAUAUGUUGGUGGUAACUUCACCAAUACAGCAGAUAACAGCGUCUCCGGUCUUGGUGGAGUUGCUGCCUUCUCUAACAACGAAUGGCGGCCUCUUGGAGCUGGUGUUGAUGGUGUCGUUCUCUACCUGGUACCGUUCACGCUCAACAUCACGGAAAACACCCCUGAAGAUGUUCUCGCUGUCAGCGGCUUCUUUAGCCGUGUGAACGCGUUUGGCAACAACCCCAGCACGAGUGUCAAUGACUUCGCAGUCUGGGUCCCUUCUCGUGCUAACUGGCUGCAUAACCUCGAGUUUCACUCUCUCGCCAUGUCGGGUCGACUGAUGACAUUCACCAACGUUCCAGGAAGCGAUCCUUGGUACGGUGGAUCAGUAUCUUCUGGUGCUCUUCUUGCAAGUGGUACUGCUGAGCUAGAGGAUGGAAAUGGCUUGUCACUCCAUGCAUUCCCUGUCAAGAUCGAGGCACAACAGCAACAAACCUCUACUCGCAAGAGAGCCAUCAUUGACGGAGAGAACUUGAACACCACUGGAGUCCGCACUGGUACCUUUUACAAGGAGAACGGUCUCAACAAGACUAUCCUUGCUGGUCAUUUCGCCACCACGGGUGCAGACAAGCGGAACAUCACCAACGUCAUCAUUAUUGAUGGCAAUGACUCUAACAAGAUUACUGGCUUUGACGACGAGCUGGAUGCUAAUUCUACUUUUGCGGCCGUUGCUGUGUUGAACAACAUCUUGUACGCCGGUGGUAUGAUCAGCGGCCGACUCAGGAAUGAUCGUAUUGCUGGUAUCGUCGCCUAUGACCUCACCAAAGACGCUUUCACUAGCGUUCAGCCGCCGCCGCUUCAGGGUGUGAACGUCACGGUGAACGCUAUCGCGCCACGACCAAAGUCCAAGGACGUUUACGUGGCUGGUCAAUUCCAGUCUGCCGGAGCCUUGAGCUGUGCUGCCAUGUGCAUAUGGAACACCGAUCGUAACCAGUGGACUGCCCCCGGCAACGGCUUGAUCGGCAAGGUUACUUCUCUGACCUGGGUUGGCGAUACCAAGUUACUCAUCGUCGGCAACCUCACCUCAGGUAACAAUCAGACCAGGAUCAUGACAUUCGACUCGACCAGCAACCAGUUCACAGAGAUCCCCGGUGCCAGUGGUCUUCCUGGGCCAGUCACUGCCCUCACUAUUGCGAACAGGGAAGGAGACCAGUUCUGGGCUGCCGGUCAGGGCAGUGAUGGCAAGACUUUCCUGCAACGAUUUGAUGGUAGCAAGUGGGUAUCUGCCGACGAAUCUAUCUUCGGCCGCCAGACCGACAUCCGCGGUAUCCAAGUGCUCACCUUGUCUGAGGACCACGCGGAUUCCAACAUCAUCGACGCCAACCAAGAUCUCCUGCUCAUGGGUCAGAUUAACAUCACUACAUUUGGUACGGCUUCUGCUGCACUUUUCGACGGCACUUCCCUGAUGCCAUUCCUGCUGGCCACCAAGGGCCAGGAUGGUGAAACAGAGCCAGGGAGCUUGUCUUCCAUUUUCGUGGAGAACCCUAAUUCAUUCUUCAGACAGGCGAACAAGCACCUCGCGCUCUGGGCCAUUGUCCUCAUUGGUCUCGCUAUUGCUCUCCUACUCACAUUCCUGCUUGUGGUCAUUGGCAUAGUCGUCGAAUGGUUCCGCAAAAGGUCGCAAGGCUAUUCCCCUGCCCCGACAUCGUACAACAGCGACCGGCUAGGCAACGUAGGACGCGUGCCACCGGAGCAACUAUUCGGGACCCUGUCACGCCCCAGAGCUCCGGCAAUAUAGGCGAGGACAUUCAGCUUGAUCAGAUUACCGCGGGUCCUUCAUCUUCGCAGACUGGCGCACAACCUGCACCCAGGCCCCAAAAUACAGAAAGGCCACUGAGUAGUUCGGCCUACUACUCAUUCGACUUCUAAUACCACAAUUCGCGAUUCUAAUGGGAACUUAAAGCGAAGAGUCUACGACGAGAAACUUCCACACUGGCGACACAACGGUCGACUCACGCACUUGAG